AUGGAAGACACUGCAUUUGAGAAAGGAAAAGGAAAGGGAGUUGAAAGCGAAUCAAAGCCUCAAAAAAUUAGAUUCACCCUCACUUCCACAAAGCUACAAGUUUUGGAGAACAGUAACCAAUAAUUAGUGACAUCCAAGCUCAUCUCUUCUGCUAACUCCCCCCUCAGUGAGCAAGUAAAUCAUUGGGAGAAUCUUUUUUUUCUAAAAAAAAAUUCUGGAUGAGCAAAAAAUUUGUUUUUAUAUCAAUAUUUUAUGAAAAAUAUUUUGAUAUACAAGUGAUAAUUAUUAAAAUUAAAUCUCAUUCUAUAGCUUGUAUUUAAACAUAAUUUUUAUAAAUUAAUUUUAAUUUUUCUUUCCUAUUUUUCUAAACUGGAUAUAUUAAAUUUUAAAAAAAAUUUAAUAUAAAUAUUAUAUGUAUAAAAUUUUUUUAAAGCAAACUAACUUAGUGAACUCACAAAAUUUUUUAUUCGGUUAUGUAAGAAGGAAAACCUCAAGACCUACGGUCCAGUGAGACUUCCAACUAAGAUCUUGCGCAUAACAGUCAGAAAAAGUCCUUGCGGAAACGGAACCUCAACAUUUGAUAGACUAGAAAUGAGAAUCCACAAACGAGUUGUCACCUUGAUCUGCCCAACUGAUUUCAUCAAAAAAGUGACUGAUUUUAAUAUCGACCCUGGUGUGGAAGUAGAGCUUCAUUUCACAGAGUUCUAA
Messenger RNA from Blepharisma stoltei, 708 nucleotides. NCBI's taxonomy places the organism in Eukaryota, Ciliophora, Heterotrichea, Heterotrichida, Blepharismidae. The record is from the annotation of a GenBank genome assembly.